Molecule: messenger RNA, 2145 nt
Organism: Podarcis muralis (Common wall lizard)
Lineage: Eukaryota; Metazoa; Chordata; Lepidosauria; Squamata; Lacertidae
Source: RefSeq, a predicted model, not a curated record
AUGGUGACAAAGCUCUACCAGCAUAUCCUAGCCUUGGUGUUUGCUGUUGAAGAGAUCAAUGAGAAUCCCAAUAUUUUGCCCAAUGUCACACUCGGGUUCCACAUCUAUGACAGCUAUUGUGACUCAAAGAUGACCUACUGCAACACUCAGGCUCUGAUCUUUAACUCUCAUAACUUUGUACCCAACUAUAAAUGUGGCAUCCAGGAAAAUGUAAUAGGAGUCAUCGGGGGACUAAGCUAUGAGACCUCCUCAAACAUGGCAGACAUCUUAGGUCUUUACAAGAUUCCACAGAUUUCAUAUGGUUCAUUUCAACCAGAAUUGAAUGAUCAGUUGAGGUUCCCUUCUUUUUAUCGCAUGGUCCCCAAUGAAGCUCUUCAGUAUCAAGGGAUUGUUGAGUUACUUGUGUAUUUCAGAUGGAAAUGGGUUGGUCUGAUGGCUAUAGAUGAUGAAGGCGGAGAACAUUUUUUGCAGACCAUAGAGCCAAUGCUUCUGCAGAAUAAAAUCUGUUCAGCAUUCAUACGUCGAAUUGGUACCAAUUUGUAUACCUAUUUUAUUGAACGUAAAGUAGUCUCGGAAACACAGGGGCUUUUCCCAGCUUUUGCGGUAAGCAAAGCUGAUACAGUUAUUAUAUAUGGAGAAACUUCUUCUAUUUCAUGGUUACCAUAUGCUAUAGAAGGAACUAGAAUACUUCAAGUAAUGCAUCCUGAAUAUCAGGAGAAGGUAUCUGCAGCAAAAGUGUGGAUUACAACAGCCCAAAUUGAAUUCACAUUCUCUAAGCUUCAUGAUUUGUUUUAUGCUGAAAUGCGAGAGCUUCAUGGUGCUCUGUCCUUUGCAAUUCACUCAAAUGAUCUGCCAGGCUUCCAAGAAUUUAUUCAGAAUCUCCACUCAUUCCUUCAGAGGAUGUCAUUCAACAACAGUGCCGGAGAUGAAAUUACGUUUAACAAACAUGGGGAAUUAGUAGGUGGAUUUGACAUUAGAAACUUGGUGACUUUCCCAAAUAGAUCCUACAUCAGGGUCAAAGUGGGGAAGAUGGAUCCUCAGGCUCCUCCAGGCAAAGAGUUUUCCAUUUAUGAGGACAGAAUCAAAUGGCACUGGAACUUGACUCAGGUACCACCUCUUUCAGUAUGUAAUGACAACUGCCAUCCUGGCUACCAUAAGAAAAAAAAAGAGGGGGAGAAAUCUUGCUGUUAUGAUUGUGCUCCAUGUCCAGAUGGGAUGUUUUCAAAUGAGAUUGGUAGGACUUACAUGGAAACUUGUGUCCCUUGUCCAGAUGACCAAUAUCCAAACAAAGGAAAGGAUCAUUGCAUUCCUAAGAUUCCAAACUUCCUGGCUACUGAUGACACUUUGGCUAUUGUUCUAAAUUUCUCUGCAGUUUUGUUAGCGCUGAUUACAGUGCUGGUGUUUGGCAUCUUCAUCAAAUACCAGGACACUGCCAUAGUCAAGGCCAACAACAGAAGCCUCACCUACAUUCUCCUCAUCUCCCUCCUCUUCUGUUUCCUCUGCUCCUUGAUGUUCCUCGGAAGGCCUAAUGUGGUAAACUGCCUUCUCCGACAAACUGCUUUUGGUAUAAUUUUCUCUGUGGCCCUCUCUAGCAUCUUGGCCAAAACCAUAUCUGUGGUUUUGGCAUUCAUGGCUACCAAACCAGGAUCCAGGAUGAGGACAUGGUUGGGACAAAGGCUGACUUUUUCCAUUGUCCUUUCCUGCUCCAAAAUUCAAAUAGGGAUCUGUACUCUGUGGCUGGCAACCUCUGCACCGUUCCCAGAUGUGGACACAUACUCAAUGGCUGAAGAAAUUAUAUUGCUAUGUAAUGAAGGCUCAAGCAUCAUGUUUUAUUGUGUCCUGGGCUACUUGGGCUUCCUGGCCUUUCUCAGCUUCACUGUAGCUUUCCUAGCCAGGAAGUUACCUGACAGUUUUAAUGAAGCCAAGUUCAUCACUUUCAGUAUGUUGGUCUUUUGCAGCGUUUGGCUCUCCUUUGUUCCUACAUACCUGAGCACAAGUGGAAAAUACAUGGUGGCUGUGGAGAUCUUCUCCAUCUUGGCUUCCAGUGCUGGGCUACUGUGUUGCAUAUUUUUCCCUAAAUGCUACAUCAUUUUACUGAAGCCUGAGUUGAACAACAAAGAUCAACUGAUUCGAAGAAAGUUAUAA